Molecule: messenger RNA, 3119 nt
Organism: Nematolebias whitei (Rio pearlfish)
Lineage: Eukaryota; Metazoa; Chordata; Actinopteri; Cyprinodontiformes; Rivulidae
Product: rho GTPase-activating protein 20
Exons: 16
Coding region: 1-3057 (1018 amino acids)
Biological process (GO): signal transduction
Molecular function (GO): GTPase activator activity
Source: RefSeq, a predicted model, not a curated record
AUGUCUCCGCAGCAGCAGGAGAGUCUGAACCAGGACGGCGGGCAGCAGGAACACAAACCGCAAAUGAAGUUUCAGAGUUAUCGCCGUCAGUCCGCCCCUUCGAUGGUCAUCUCCAAGGCUCUGACCAGGUCCAAGACCGUCUCCAGAGAGAGCUUCCCGGUCCCUGUGAGUCCAGAGACGUGUUCACUGGUCCAGUCCUUCCUGACCGUCUCCGGCAGGUUCUUCCUCCUCUACGGACACGUCCAGCUGAAGACGGGCAUGCAGACGCAGGACAGACACCUCUUCCUGUUCACCGACGUUCUGCUCGUUGCCAAAGCCAAAUCGGCCAACCACUUCAAGCAGAAGCUGCGGGUGAGUGUGUGCGAGAUGUGGACGGCGGGCUGCAUGGACGAGGUGUGUGAGGGAAGCACGAACCCGGAGAGGAGCUUCGUCAUGGGCUGGCCCACCUGGAACUGCGUCGCUAUGUUUAGUUCAGCCGAGCAGAAGGAGCGAUGGCUCGCCCUCCUCAAGAGUCGGAUCAAAGAAGAGAAGGAGAACGAAGAGCCUAAAACCAUCCCUCUGAGAGUCUACGGGAAGGGAAUCAACAGCUUCGCAACCAAGACGCUCCCGGUCAGCAACUCCGAUUCGACCAAUGAGGUGAUCCGGUUGGCCCUGCAGCAGUUUGGCAUUAUAGGAAACGUCAAAGACUUCCAGCUGUGGGUCGUCUCGCGGAGAGACAACACGCCCUACCCGCUCAUCGGUCACGAGUUUCCCUUCAGCAUCCAGAUGAGUCACGUGAGGAACUCUGCGUUCCAGGGAGGGGGAGGCCGGGAUGCCGCUAAUCCACCUGUGGAACGCCAGAUGCAGGUCAGCAAGGACUGUCAGUUCAUCCUCAGGCCCCGACCCACCGAACCGCCUCGACAGCACGCCCCUGCAGAUUACUCUCAGAAACCAUUCAAACGGAGGCGUUCGCUCAUCGCCUGGGCCUUCUGGCGAGGCUCGUCCUCUCAGCUGAACGACCUGUCGGUCGCCGGAGCGGCUCGGGGACAUUUGUUCGGUCAGCCUCUCAGCUCCGUGUGCGUGGAGGACGCUCUGCCCAAAGCCGUCAUGGACAUGCUGAUGUUUCUGUACCACGAGGGCUCCUGGACGAAGGGCAUCUUCCGUCGGCCGGCGGGAGCUCGAGCCGUCAGGGACCUGCGAGACUCGCUGGACGCCGGGGAGUCCCGGCCUCCGCUCUCACGAGACCACAUCUUCACCGUCGCCGGCGUCUUCAAGGACUUCUUGCGCAGCGUCCCCGGCAGCCUGUUGGGAUGCGAGUUGUUUGAAGAAUGGACGGACGUGUUGGAGGAAGAGGAGGAGGAGGAAGAGCGUGUGCAAGAAGUAAAGAGGAUGAUCAGUCGACUGUCCAAGGAGAACGCCCUGCUGCUCCGGUACCUUUUGGCGCUGCUGUAUGGCAUCCAGAGCAACGCUCACGAGAACCAGAUGACGAGUUUUAAUCUGUCCGUGUGCAUCGCUCCGAGUUUACUUUGGCCUCCUGGACUGCUGGGCAGCCCUGAGGUGGAGGGGGAGGGAACUAAAAAGGUUUGCGAGUUGGUGAAGUUUAUGAUCGAGCGUUGUCCGCGGAUCCUCGGAGAGGAGCCUUCCUCCCUGUUCGGGGGGCCGCCACGCAGGCUAAGCGGGGACGAGACGGGAACAGAGUCCUGGGCGUACCCUCUGACCGACUCGUCCUACGACAGCUUGGAGAACGAGCUGGACAACAUCAGCGGUGGGUCUCCGGAGUUCUGCAGCAGGAGACCCCUCCGCCUCAAAGCUCUGCAGAGCAGCCUGGACUCCAUCCUCACCUUCAGCGACUACGACCAGGACGCCGAUACGGAGGCGCCCCGAACCGAAACCGAAGGCCUGCACGGUGUCAGGGUUCACCUGGCGGAGAGACGCAGGAGACCGAAGGCGGCGGCUGAGGACGCCUCCUCCACCUUCGACUCGCUGUCCCUGGAAGGUGGACACUCGCAGCGGCGAUGCUCCGAGCCGGCGAUAGCGUACGCCGCCCGGUUCUGUCCGUACAUCUCAGGCAGCGACGACAGACUCGCCGCUGAGGACGAAGAGCGCCACGCACUCACUCAGACCCACACCAGGAGGGGAAAUAAACCAGCAGCUUUGGGUGCCAGCUCCUCCAGCCUGUCCUCUACCUCCCCCACCCACUCCACCCUGGACUGUCUUGGCACAGAGCAAACUGGGACCACAAAGACCGAUCCACUCUCCGUCGCCAUCUCCCCUCCGUCCCCCUUCGCCUCAUGCUCUGCUCGGACCCCCAGCGAACACCCAAGCCAUCCUAAAGACUCCGCAGUCAAAGAUCCUCACCACUGGGGGGCGCUAAAAGGCUGCAUGGGCCUGCACCCAAACUCGUGGCUGAAGAAAGACCGAAGGCUCUCACUGACCCAGCAGGAAGGUCUGAACAUUGAAGACGAUGACAAGACGGGGGGAGGGACGUUGAUGGGGAGACUCGAGAAAGGAGCAGCCAAGCCCAAACCCAGACACCCCCGCAGGGGCUCGAAGGACGCAGGCGAAGGAGGGACCUGCCGACACCCUGAACCGGAGUCCUCUCUUGACUUCAAGAGGCGUCCAGCGCCGAGUAAUGUGGCCGAACAGAAGCAGCCGUCUCCGUCUUUAUUCCACCGGCACAGCGGGCCGCCUCUGUCCCGGUUCAGACGGAGCAAGGCUCAGUCCACAGAGGAGGGCGGUGAGCGGCUCCAUCAGCGCCGGGGGUCCGAACCGGGGCGGCAGGUCGUGGAUCGAGCCCCCGCCUUCACCAGGGCGAGGCUGCCCAGCGACCCGGGACUAAAACCAUCCGAGUUGGACCCACAGGGGGGGACGUCCGACGCUCGUUUCUGCCUCUCCCCGUGCACCUCCAAAGUGGUGAGGGACUACUUCUCCCCUCACCCCCGCAGCAGUCCUCAGAGCAGCCAGCAGGUGGCGCUCGCCGUGGCGGAGAGUCGCAGGGAGUGGCUGAGGAGAUGCAGCGACCCGAAGGCGGAGCCGGAUUUAGAGCAGCUUCUGUUCGCAGAGGAGUCCUACGUCUGAAUGUAGCGCCCGCUAACCGCGCUUCUGUUAAACUAAGACCAUCACGGUUUUAUGAAACUUUA